Protomyces lactucae-debilis is the source of this 801-nucleotide messenger RNA. RefSeq lists its product as uncharacterized. Bases 1 to 801 code for a protein of 266 amino acids. The record is from RefSeq and is a predicted model, not a curated record. NCBI's taxonomy places the organism in Eukaryota, Fungi, Ascomycota, Taphrinomycetes, Taphrinales, Protomycetaceae. The transcript has a single exon.
AUGCUAUGCAGAAGUUGCUUAGAAAGUAGGGCCGUUAGACUGAGCUCAUUCAGCUACACAUCUCGCCGAUGGGCGUCGCAAACACAUUACGAGACACUGUCUAUGCCGCGGUCUGCGACAUCCAAGGAGAUCAAAGCGCGCUUCUACGAGUUGUCUAAGAAGCACCACCCUGACGUGUCUCCAGAGUCUGCGAAGCUCUUCACAGACAUCAAUACAGCAUAUGGUGUGCUCAAGAGUGAACGCAGCAGACGCGACUAUGACCGCACACUACCGGCAGAGCGUGGGCCACUGGGUCAAACAGCCUCUGGCUUCCGUAUGGGCAGCGGAUUGAGUCGACGCAAGACGCGACCGAUGGGGACGCCCCCUUCAUCUCCGUACGAAAGCCCUGCUGCGUCCCCGUACGAUACAUCCAAUCGAGCCGCUGGAUUUGGGUUUGGCACACGACCCAUGGCGGAAGGCCAGGUGCGUAAUCCAUACUUCACCUAUGAAGAGCACAAACAGCGGCAUUCUGCGUUCGAUGAUCGCUAUCGUGUGCGUAAUGAAGAAGGUGCAGCGAGACGGCAGGCAGAGGCACAGGACAACUUUACAGCACGUUUUCUGGGUAUUAGUGCUGUGGUUCUUUUCAUCAUGCUGGCAACGGGAGGCAUCAGUCAAGUACGGGCGGAAGUGCUGGCAGACUACCGCCAUGCAGAGGCAAAGAGAGGGAAGCUAGUGCAAGAAGUGGACAUGGGUGAUGCUUUGCGAAGCCAGGAGAAGGCGAAACAGGGUAGAUAUCAGGUGGACUUUUUCAAGAAGGAGUAA